UGCCCUGCACUGGCAGCAGGGCAGUGGCACUCCCUUGGCUCAGGGAUGGGAGGAGGGGACACUCGUGUCACCCUGUCACCCAGGAGGGCUCCCAGCCACCAGGCUCUGCAGCAGAUCUCUCUCUUCCAGCCAGCCUGUUUUGCAGUCUAGCCCCAGCUGCCACUCAGGAGGCUCAGCUGAUCCUGGGAUCCCUUGCAGAUGUGCACUGAGCAGAGCUGGUUUCCUUGCAGGACAUGGCACAGACAGUGACAUCAGGCACCUCCCCAGAGGGGCCUCGUCCCUCCUACAUGUACAAGGUGGUGCUGCUGGGCAGCAUGUCCGUGGGCAAGUCAAGCCUGGCCUGCAGAUACGUGAGGAACGACUUCAGGGAGCUGCUGCCAACCGUGGGAUGCUCCUUCUUCACGCAGACACUGGACCUGGAGGAGGCCACGGUCAAGUUUGAGAUCUGGGACACGGCGGGGCAGGAGAAGUACCACAGUGUCUGUCACCUCUACUACCGGGAUGCCCAGGCUGCCCUCAUCGUUUAUGACAUUGCUAACAAGCAAACAUUCAGCAGAGCAAAGCUGUGGCUGGAGGAGCUGGAGAAGAGAUUCCUUCCCGAUGAAAUCGUGAUUGCUCUGGUGGGCAACAAAACAGACCUUGCUGCUGAGAGAGAGGUCACCACUGAGGAGGCAGAAGAGUUUGCACAAACAAAAGGCCUCCUGUUCAAGGAGACAUCUGCAAAAUCCAACUAUCAAGUAACUGAUGUCUUCAUGGCUGUGGUCCAAGAGCUCCUGAGGAGGGAAAAGGAGAAUGCACCCAAGCCAUCCCCACAUGGGAGGUCGACCGUGGACCUGAGUGGGAGCGGGGCGAGGCCGAGGUGCUGCAGGAGCUGAGGACUCUGCACCCGGCAGGGCUGGACUCAGCCUCCACGAGGGGCAGUGACACGGCAGGGGGACCCAGAGCUGCAGGCACAGCUCAGCCUGGCCACCCUCUCUCUCUCAAAGCCAGCUCAGAGCCCAUCCUGGGCACAUGGGGCCUCUUCAAGCCUUCAGCACCAUCUUCUGCUGGGAGAUCCUCAGGGGUUUCUUCCACCAAUCUUCCAUUUCCAGAGAAAAGCACAGCCUGCCAGGAACACUGCCCCCAACCCUGACUGGUGACAUCCCCCACCCCCAGCUGUCACCUCUUCCAUCUCCCUUUCCAUCUGAAAAGGGAGGGUUUAAUUUCCCAAGGCAAAGAUCCCAGUGGUUUUACACCCAGGCUGCAAAUAAAGAGAA
Molecule: messenger RNA, 1256 nt
Organism: Ficedula albicollis (Collared flycatcher)
Lineage: Eukaryota; Metazoa; Chordata; Aves; Passeriformes; Muscicapidae
Gene: RAB17
Product: RAB17, member RAS oncogene family
Exons: 6
Coding region: 234-875 (213 amino acids)
Molecular function (GO): GTP binding; GTPase activity
Source: RefSeq, a predicted model, not a curated record